CCUGUAUGUGAAGUAUAUAUUGCGCUUUUUUAUUAACUACAAAAAAAUCUAGAAUAUAUAUCCUAUCGCUGAUAUUCCCGGAGAAUUUCGUAUUUUUUAUACUAAUUUUGUGACUAUCGCCAGCCGGCCCCUGAGUCAUCUCUUAUCGAUAAGGAAGUGAUUGCCCUAGCCCACUAUUUUUGCUUGCUUUGUCCCUCCAACAUCCACGUCCUAAUAGAACUUCCCCCGCCUUCACAACAUUUACACUCUCCGCACUCAGAUUAGUAACUAAUAUAUUAAUAUUAACUACAGGUCGCCAAAACGGAGCAUCAUGACCGACAAACAAAAGCUAGAAAACAUGGACACUCCGGUCGACCUUCCUGAUCGCACUAAGGCACCGGCAAAUGCUCAAAAACCGCGAAAAGAAAAAGCUCCCAAGGCGCCUAAACCGCCCAAGGGCCCUACCCCGCCAAAGGCGAAGAAGCCAGCUGCCAUAGCUUUCAAUGAAGAUCCAGACUCAAUGUUUAAGACUGGAUUCCUUGCCGACGUCUAUAAUGAAAGGCCAAUCGGUUCUGAGUAUGUUAAGAAAGUUGUAACACGUUUCCCACCCGAGCCAAAUGGCUACCUUCACAUCGGACACUCAAAAGCCAUUGCGAUCAAUUUUGGUUUCGCGCGAUUCUAUGGAGGAGACUGCUAUCUUCGAUUUGAUGAUACGAACCCUAAGAGCGAAGAGGAAAAAUAUUUUAUUGCGAUUGAAGAUAUUGUCCGGUGGCUGGGUUUCUCACCAGUCAAGGUCACAUAUUCCAGUGACAAUUUUGAUCGCCUCUAUGAGCUGGCGGAGGACCUAAUCAGACGGGAUGGCGCAUAUGUUUGUCACUGCAACAAGGCCGAAAUCCAAGCACAGCGAGGCGGAGGAGAGGGGGAAGGUAAACCUCGAUUUGCCUGUGCGCAUCGGACUCGUCCUAUUGAGGAAUCGCUGACGGAAUUCCGAGCAAUGCGUGAUGGCAAAUACGCGGCUGGAGAAGCUGCUUUGCGUAUGAAGCAGGACCUCAAAGAUGGCAACCCCCAAAUGUGGGAUCUCUUUGCAUAUCGUGUCAUCGACGACAAGGAAAGACAUCAUUUCCGAACUGGAGAUAAAUGGAGAAUAUACCCUACUUACGAUUUUACUCACUGUCUCUGUGAUAGCUUUGAGGGCGUUACUCACUCCUUAUGCACAACGGAAUUCGAGCAGUCCCGAGUUUCUUACGAGUGGCUUUGCGACAAAUUAGAAGUAUACAGACCAAUGCAAAGAGAAUACGGCCGCCUCAAUGUUACGGGAACGAUUCUUUCCAAACGGGACAUUAUGAAGCUUAUCGAUGGAGGACACGUUGGAGGAUACGAUGAUCCUCGCUUGUAUACCCUCGUUGGUCUACGUCGUCGGGGUGUGCCUCCCGGAGCUAUUCUCUCGUUUGUGAACGAGCUUGGAGUGACCAAAGCCAAGACAAAUAUCCAAGUACAUCGCUUUGAACAAUCAGUGAGAAGGUAUCUCGAGACGACCGUUCCACGAUUGAUGGUCGUCAUGGAACCGCUCAAAGUUAUCAUCGAUGAUCUCCCUGAAGAUUACCUUGAAAUGGUCGAACUUCCUUAUUCGAAAGAUCCCGCGUUUGGAGUUCACAAGGUCCCGUUUACGCGGACAGUUUAUAUCGAGAGAACUGAUUUUAGAGAAGUUGAUUCGGCGGACUACUUCCGACUAGCCCCUGGGAAAACCGUUGGUCUUAUGAAAGUGCCUUACCCAAUUACGGCAAUGUCCUUUGAGAAGGAUCCAGAAACUGGGCUAGUAACCUGUGUUCACGCGAAAUAUGAGAAACCGGAAGAGGGAUCCGCUCCUAAGAAACCCAAAACAUUCAUACACUGGGUCGCUCUCUCCCCCGAGCAUUCCAGCCCUAUAAAAGCUGAGGUUCGCGUCAUCAAUCGAUUGUUCAACUCCGAAGAUCCCAAGAGCCACCCGGACGGCUUCCUAGCAGAUAUCAAUUCCAACUCUAUGGAGAUCUACCGCGAUGCCAUGAUCGAUAUUGGGUUCCCUGAAGUUAAAAGUCGCGCACCUUGGCCUGCUAAGGAAGGCGAGAAGCUCUCUAACCCGGAAAAGCAUGAGACGGAAGAGUAUGACAUCAGUGGCGCAGGAGGAGUCGGUGCAGAUGGGUCGAUUGUUCAUCCCGAAACAGUCCGCUUCCAGGGGAUGCGGGUUGCGUAUUUUGCGCUCGAUAGUGAUAGUACUGAGGAUAAGGUGAUAUUGAACAGGAUUGUGGCUUUGAAAGAUGAUGCUGGGAAAUAGUAAGGAUUAUUUUUCCAGAGACGAGAGUACCUCAAAUGUGGUUUCUGAGAUUAUAUUCACCUUUGUUUUUUGUUGCAGGGCCGAUACUGCUAGUGGUAGGCCAGCGGUUAGCCAGUGCGUGUAGCGGGCGAUAUCCAUAUUAUCCAAUUAUUUUGGCCAAUUGGUUAGAUAUCUAAAAAGAGAAUGAGUGAACUGCUUUUGUUUGGACGAUAUUAGAAAUCUUCUGCUACGUCAAUUUAUUUAUCUCAUGGUGCUUAUAUAUAUGGGCCGGCCGUUAAUGCGAAAGCAACAACGAUGAAAGUCAGAUACUAUCUCGAGUAAAAGGAAACCUGGGUAUACUCCAGCUUAUUCGUGACAAAAUACGUUGGUUCUGCGCAUAUUUUUUGGGCGGACAGGAUUGGGGGAGCUAUGUUCAAGUGGCCUCCGCGGUCUGUACCCUAGCUUGCUGCAAGUGUAGAGCUCCUGUGAUAAAAAGGAAUAACGUCGCGCCAUAAUGAUUUGCCAAUCUGCUACGCCGUACAAAUGAAGUUUGGGAGAUGAAUUCAGGAGUGAAUCCAUUUCCCCUUCUGGAACUUUUGACGGGCAA
Messenger RNA from Blastomyces dermatitidis ER-3, 2876 nucleotides. Its product is annotated as glutaminyl-tRNA synthetase. The transcript is spliced from 6 exons. Gene Ontology annotation, molecular function: glutamine-tRNA ligase activity; ATP binding. Gene Ontology annotation, biological process: translation; glutaminyl-tRNA aminoacylation. NCBI's taxonomy places the organism in Eukaryota, Fungi, Ascomycota, Eurotiomycetes, Onygenales, Ajellomycetaceae. The coding region runs from base 311 to 2290 and encodes 659 amino acids. The record is from RefSeq and is a predicted model, not a curated record. Gene Ontology annotation, cellular component: cytoplasm; cytosol.